Molecule: messenger RNA, 2571 nt
Organism: Mesorhabditis spiculigera
Lineage: Eukaryota; Metazoa; Nematoda; Chromadorea; Rhabditida; Rhabditidae
Source: the annotation of a GenBank genome assembly
AUGGAUAUCGAGACAUUUGCAUCAAUCUACGAGCAAGACCCAUCACUUGUCGACUCACAAGAUGCCUAUGGAUAUACCCCUUUGAUGAUCGCCGUGAUGUCGGGACGGACCGAAGUGGCCGAUUUCUUGAUUGCAAAGGGUUCGAACUUGAGCCAUGUCGACAAGGACGGGCACAACGUCGUCCACUGGGCUGUAGUUUGUGGCCAGCUGGAAACGCUUACUCUGGUUUUGGAACGAGGCGCCGAUCCGGCCGUGCCGGAUUUGAUGAAGGCCCACCCGCUCCAUUACUCCACGGCAGCCGAAGAGAUCCCCAGCGAUACCGCGAUUGCGAUUUUGCAUACGCUGUUAAAAAAAGGGGCACACGUGAACUGUGUGGACAUUGACGAGCGGACGCCGAUCCUUUGGGCGGCUAGUAACGGCAACAUCGAGGCGCUGAUCUCGUUGACGCAAGCCGGUGGGGAUAUUCAGGCAGUGGAUCGAGAUCGACUGGGCGUUUUGCACUGCGCAGCCAGCCAUGGAUAUCACGAGAUCAUCGAACGAUGUCUCCAAUCGAUGCCCCGUAAAUUGGUGGACGCGAGGGAUCGACAGGGGAAUACACCGCUCUUCUAUGCGGUCUCACAUGGACAUUACGAUGCUGCAAGGCUACUACUCGCUGCCGGAUCCAACCCUAAUCAUCAGGACAACCGGCUGCGCACGUCUUCUCAUUGUGCCGCCGCAAAAGGGCAGCUUCGGAUGCUGAAGCUACUCAAGCAAUUCGGCGCCUCAUUCGAGAUCCAGAACUACCGUGGGGAUUUGCCGUUGCAUGAAGCUGUACAGGCCGGUAGCAAAGAAGUAGCUGACUGGCUUCUGCAGUUACAUCCGACAUCGCUGGAUGCCGCAUCACAUGAGGGCCGAACUGGAUUACAUUUGGCCGCCGCCACCGGAAACAUCGAAAUGGUCGUGUUUCUUUGCAGCCAGGGCGGCCAGAUCAACCCGUUGAUGUUGUAUCGCGACAAUAUGUACACACCGCUGGAUUUGGCCAAGCGAAAGGACCAUCAGGUGGUGGUGGAGUACCUGACGAUGCGCCACUCGGCCAAACUGGCCACCGAAGUGCCCGAAGAGGAACGGCUGAGCAACAAGCUACACUUUGAGGAGCAGAUUGUUAAUGCGAAGCUAAACCGCGGCAAAAUUCUGCGCCAGGAGAGCUCAUCGGAGUUGUCGGCCAGGAGAUUAAGAAGGCGCCGCACGUCAUCCGAAAUGUUGAUAAAAGCCACGCAGACGAUGACGCCAGAAGAUGAUAGUGGGGAUAAGCAUCAUGCGAAGCAACGCAGGCCAGUAACUUCGGAUCAGGCGAGAUUCCCGAAAUCGACGAGCACCACCGAUUUGGCGGGUGGUCAGAAGGACAAGUACGAGAAUCGCAUCGAACGCAUCCUGCAAGAAGAAAUCCGGAAGGCCAUCGAAGAGCAACGAGGGGAAACGACCCUGGAUUCACCACGUUUGGUUGCCAAGAAAAGCCCGAGAAAAGAUUCGAGCGGCGACUCGUCGGAAGAAGAUUUAAUUAUGAAACGUCGAGUAAGAGCGCAAAAAUCGAAUCUGGACACACAAAACAUUGAAGGGGAUGUGUCGAGUGUUCCGGAAAAUGAAAUCGAUCCCUCAUUACUUGGCAAAAGCAUUUCUGAUUCGUCAGAAGCUGAGGAAGAGGAGGGGAAUGAUGGCCAGGAAAAUAAGUCGCGCGGAAUGCGCCCGAAAUCGGCAAAACCACGCGGAGGUCACGAGCGCCCGGCGCAUUCAGCCCACAAAAAAUCCCCAUCGGCCGGCUCGCAAAAAUCAAAAGUGGUCCGCCUAAACACCAAGGAAAACGAUGAUGAGGAAAACGUCGAUCGCGUGGGUGGUGGGGACAAAGUGCUGCUCAGAUCCAAACGCUCAAAGUCCGCCUCAACAACAAAACUUUCCAAAAAACGGGCCGUAAAAACGGCAAUUUCCGAGUACGAGGCAAUACAGCGGCAUUUCUUGACGCUGUCUCCCGGAUGGCGAAUGCCCGGGAUACGGAUCAAGCGCGAACCGGAAUUCGGGGACGACGAGGGCGAUUUUGCGAUUUAUGAGGACGACUGGGAGGAGCUGGACACCACGAAGCCUACAGGAAAAGAGGCCCGCCGACGGUACAUCCACGAGAAGGCCAUUUUCCAGGAGUUGACCCAUUUGAAGCGGAUGCAGAUACAGUACGGCAAGGUGCAAGAAAAACUCCUGGUCCGGUCGUUGGUCGGCAAUUUCUGCAAGAUGCACGGCCUCAGCCCGGCCGACUUCAAGUUCUACACGUUCUACGCAUGGGAAAAGUUCCUCUAUGACCAGCUGAAGCUCAUUUAUCUCGAGGAAAGGGAGAGGAUCGCCGGACAAGCCGGAUUUUCCAAGAACGGAGCUGCACAGCGGUUUUCGCGAUUCGAAAAUCGUCUCCGCCAAGCCAGAGCCGUGCCGAUUAAUGAUAAAGUACGAGAGCUGACGCGGAUCUACGGCAACGGGACGAUGACGGCCGGGGCGAGGUCACCGAAUAGGAAACAACGCCAACAACAGCCGCAGCCACCGUCCAACUCCAAA